Molecule: messenger RNA, 826 nt
Organism: Amorphotheca resinae ATCC 22711
Lineage: Eukaryota; Fungi; Ascomycota; Leotiomycetes; Helotiales; Amorphothecaceae
Exons: 4
Coding region: 43-639 (198 amino acids)
Biological process (GO): mitochondrial electron transport, NADH to ubiquinone
Source: RefSeq, a predicted model, not a curated record
CGUCUCCAACAAACCUCGCCCACCUCUGAAAGCACCUCCAAGAUGUCGGGACGAAAGGCUGUAUUCAACCAGACGACCCUGAUUGACACAACACCCCUUCCCGCUGACAUCCCAGCGGUCACAGAAAUCGGAGCCAGUUCUGCGCCAUUGUUAUCGGCGAGUUUCUUCAUCGGAGCAAGAUGCAAGCCGUACAAUGACGAUUUCAUGCAAUGCAAGACCGAGAAUCCUGGAAAGGGAGAGGUGGAGUGUUUGAAGGAAGGAAGGAGAGUCACCAGAUGUGCGAGGAGCGUGGGGCGACUGAAGCGCCGAUGGCAAGGGUCAAGAGACCGCGCGCGAAAGGGUGGCAGAGGGCCGGAAGAAAGGCGGCACAGUUACAAAGAGGUCUUUACUGACUGGGCAUACACCGACAGGCUUGACGAUGUCAACAAACACUGCCUCGCCGAAUUCCGGAAGCACUGGACUUGCCUUGACAACAACAACCAACAGCUCUGGCAGUGCCGUGCACAAGAAUGGAAGCUAAACAAAUGUGUCUUCGACAACCUAAAACUCGAGAAGGUCAUUCCAGAUACUCCCGCAGGGGAGACACCAAUCCACCUUCGAACGCGCCAGACAUACUCACAUCACAACAGCGGACCCUGAGGGACGUCUGGAUACUAUCGCUGAACCUGACCGGAUAUGUCAGGUUGUAUGUACAUAGAAUGGAGGAAUUAAGAUUCGGUCUCUAAAUCUCACGCUGUAGUGUAGCCGAGAGGCGCGUUGGUACAUUUGACAAGAAUGUGUGACUGUCUUCACCCCAGGAUAGAAUUUUAAGCUCCGUUUCACCGGA